This is a messenger RNA of Cyanidioschyzon merolae strain 10D, 1812 nucleotides long. RefSeq lists its product as hypothetical. The record is from RefSeq and is a predicted model, not a curated record. Bases 1 to 1812 code for a protein of 603 amino acids. NCBI's taxonomy places the organism in Eukaryota, Rhodophyta, Bangiophyceae, Cyanidiales, Cyanidiaceae. The transcript has a single exon.
AUGACAUUGGGAACGGGCUUUGUGUGUCCUAGUGUCCACGGUGCGGAGCGGGUGUCGGUCCAGUAUGGACGGGGUUUGCUGGUCGGGACAACUUGCCGGCUGUGGCAAGGGCACUGGCGUGGGAUCGGUCAAAGAGCUCGUUUCAAUUCAAACAAACUUUCGGACUUAAGGGACUUGGGACGUUUUCGGAGACGUUUUUUCGAUGAAUUUGGGACACCGCAACGAAGAACACUCGUAGCGAGCGCGACAGACAAGUCACCAGUGGUGCGUGUCGGUUGGGUGUACUCUCGCGGUGGGCAGACUCCACGUGCCUGGCUUGGUGUUCUUGCACUUUUUCUUGGAGAUCGUGGCUUUCGCUGGUUAUUCAGCGUACUGAGGAUUCGCUUCCCAAGUUCUUUAGCGGGAAUGUUGUUUCUGUUUCUGCUGUUACUUUUGACGGAGAACAGAGCGUGGCCAACUGGUUUGCCGCCAUCGCCGAACCAAGUCGCAGCAGCGUCUGUCGAACCCGAACGCCUCUCCAUUGCAGACAACAUCGUCCUCCUAGUCUCGCCUGGGCUCGGACUGGUCACCCGAUGGUUGGCGAUCUUCUUCGUGCCUAACUUGAUCAUGCUGCCUCAUGCUGAUGCGCCACAUGGGUCCGCGCUACUUCGGCUUGUGCUCGCACUAUGCGUCGGUCUUAUCUUUAGUCUGGUAAGCUCCCUCAUCUUUGUAUCGAUACUUGCGUGGGUGUCAGAUCAGAGGCGCGGAGCCACGAAGAAUCGACGACCCACACACGACCAGCCCUUGGUAGAGAAAGUGCAGGACGGGAACACGAGACCGGAACGAUCCUCCAAACUUUCUCGUCCAGAAUCUCCUGGUCUGCGUACGGGGAAUCCUGCCUCAAGCGGACCACGCUUUGCUUUAAUCGGCUUGUGGGGUCUCGUCUGGAUCGUCUCAGCUGUAUGCUGGAUUACGGGAGCGGGUGCGAGCGCCGACUUUCGAGCGCUUGCGCUUUGGUUGCAUCAGCUUUCUUCGACGGUUGUCGGGUUCAGCUUGGGUCAACGCUUGCCGUCAAGAUUUCAAAAAGUUCUACACCCGCUGGUGAGCUGCGUCGUUUUUACAUACUUUUCGCUGUGGAUGCUUGCGUGCGGUACCGGAAGCGCAUGGAGCGAGCUCUUGCUUCUGUACAUGCGUCGACCCGGGAAGAAAUGGCCACCGGCGGUGACCGGCAAUCUCAGCGCGAUUGCACGAAGCACUGUUUUUGCGCUAGGUGGCCCAGGGAAUCUGCUCUUGAGCUUCCUGGGGCCUGCCGUGCUCUCAUUCGCCUUCCAAAUGUACCAGAGGCGGACGAUCAUUCGAGCGAACGGAAUCCAAGUGAUAGGCGGCUGCCUGAUGGCGGCCUUUUUCGGGAUGCUGGGCUCUGCAGCGCUUGCUCGUCUAUUCUGUUUGCCGGCAUCGUUGCGCUUGGUCUUUGCCCCGCGUUCGAUUACAGCACCGUUAGCGAUAGGCAUCGCAGACAUUCUGGAGACAGAUGCCACAUUGACGGCCACCGUUGUAGUCAUUACAGGCCUUCUUGGCGCUAAUUUUGGGAGGCUCUGUCUCGAUAUUUUACGUCCCGUGUUACCGAGUGCUUCAUCACCAGUCGCUCGUGGGCUUGCAAUGGGCGCGUCUGCCCAUGGCCUCGGAACGGCUGCCAUUAGCGAGGAGCCGGAUGCUUUUCCGUUUUCGGCCAUUGCAAUGGCCUUGGUCGGUACGCUUAGCGCGUUGAUGGUGACGCUACCACCUUUUAGAGCGCUUCUGAGCAUGGUUGCGGGCACGACUCUAGGCCGCUAG